AUAAUAUUAAAAUGUUCCUAAUUUCCCAUAAUAUAAAUAAAAACCAUAAUUGAGUCAUUCUUUAGUCUUAAAUCGCAAUUCAAUAUUCAUAAUUCAUAUUUCAAAUAUUUCAAUUUCAUUUUCAUAAUAUAUUGUUAAGCCCAAUUAUUAAAUACCAUUAUUUUAUAUUUUCCUAAUAUUAAAAAUGAAUUUAAACUGUAAAAUUUUAAAUUGAUUUUGGAUGUAUUAGUUUUGUCACCGAAAAAUAAAGUUUUAAAUUAUUCAUUCAGAUAUUCUCCAUCAAUGUAUUAACUUAAAGUUCAAUAAUGGUAGACAAUGCAUUAACUGAAAAGGUACUGUUGGCUACUGGAGGAUAUGAUCACACCAUUAAGUUAUGGCAUGCAAAUACUGGAGUUUGCAAUAGAAGCUUAACACAUUUAGAUUCUCAAGUAAAUGCAUUGGAAAUCACACCCGACAGACAACUCUUAGCUGCUGCAGGGUUUCAACAUAUCCGUAUGUAUGACUUAAAUUCAAGCAAUCCAAAUCCAAUUUUAAACUAUGAAGGAAUAUCAAAAAACAUUACUGGUGUUGGAUUCCAUGAAGAUGGUAAAUGGAUGUUUACAUGUGGUGAAGACUGUAGUGCCCGUGUGUGGGAUUUAAGGUCUAGAAACUUGCAAUGUCAGCGUAUAUUUCAAACAACUGCUCCUAUCACUAGUAUUUGUCUUCAUCCUAAUCAAGGUGAGUUAAUAUUAGGUGAUCAGUCUGGCUUGCUUCAUUUAUGGGAUUUGAAAACUGAUCACAAUGAACAACUUAUACCUGAAGUUGAUGCAUCUAUACAAUGCGUGGCUAUUGAUUCUAGUGCAAAUUAUGUUGCUUCUGUAAAUAAUAAAGGAAACUGUUACCUAUGGAGUUAUAACGGUAAUGGUUCUAGACUAAGUCCAGAGCACAAAAUGAAUGCUCACAGGAAGUAUGCUCUUCAUUGUAAAUUCAGUCCUGAUUCAACAUUGUUAGUAACAACUGCAGGUGAUCGAACAGCUUUUAUCUGGAAAACUAGUGAUUUUUCUUUAAAACAAGAACUAAAAGAUGAACGGCAGAGAUGGGUGUGGGAUACAGCGUUUAGUAAUGAUUCAGAACAUUUAUUGACAGCUUCAUCAGAUGGCAUGGCAAGAUUAUGGAACGUAGAAAGCGGCAACAUAGAACGUGAAUAUGAAGGACAUCAAAAAUCACUUACAGCUUUAGCAUUUUGUGAUCCAUAUAGUUAGGUUUUAAAGUUAUACUAGUUUUAUGAUGAAAUAAAAUUAGAAAAACAGA
Molecule: messenger RNA, 1290 nt
Organism: Myzus persicae (green peach aphid)
Lineage: Eukaryota; Metazoa; Arthropoda; Insecta; Hemiptera; Aphididae
Gene: Lst8
Product: target of rapamycin complex subunit lst8
Exons: 7
Coding region: 306-1241 (311 amino acids)
Biological process (GO): regulation of actin cytoskeleton organization; TOR signaling
Cellular component (GO): TORC2 complex; TORC1 complex
Molecular function (GO): protein binding
Source: RefSeq, a predicted model, not a curated record